CAUGCGCGCCGCCGCCUGGGAAAGGCUGUCUUCGACGAGGGAGUGUUAAAAGUUAAAAAGUGUCCAGGUUGAAGGAUUGAUCAAUGUUUCCGGGUCGGGGUCACAACACCGGUUAGUCAGCGACCCCGGGGCGCAAUUUCUCUCCUUGGUCCAGUUAUUGACGAGAAUAAGGGUCAUGCUUUGAUCACUAAGUGGUGAAUUUGCAUUUAGCACUCUGGGUAUUCUGGUGCCUUAGUCAAUAUGGGAUUUGGAAAUGAUCUUCGGAAUUCCCACGAAGCCCUGCUAAAACUGCAGGAAUCUGAGCUUAAAGUCUUGGAGACGUUGAGGAAGUUUAUGUCUCUACGAGUUAAGAGUGACAAAGAAUAUGCAUCCUUGCUACAGAAUGUUUGCCAGCAAGUGGAAAAGCAUGAAACAUCUUCCCCUGUGGAUUCUCUUAGUAAUGUCACGAAGUCUUGGGCCAGCAUGGUACAUCAGACAGAACAGUUGAGCAGAAUAAUGAAAACACAUGCUGAAGACCUAAAUGUGGGACCCUUGUACAGAUUGACCAUGAUGAUCAAAGAUAAGCAGCAAGUCAAGAAAAGCUAUCAAAGCAUGCAACAACAACUGGAAGCUGAAGUGUGCAAGGUAACAAAGACUGAACUUGAAAAGCUGAAGUCUGCCUACAGACAACUAGCAAAAGAAGCAUGCAUCGCCAAGGAAAAAUAUAAAGAAGCUCUUUCAAAAGGCAAAGAGACAGAAAAAGCCAAAGACAGAUUUGACAAGGCCACCAUGAAACUUCAUAAUUUGCAUAACCAGUAUGUGUUGGCAGUGAAGGGGGCCCAGCUGCACCAGGAACAGUAUUAUGAUAAAGCUCUUCCUUUACUGCUAGAUUCUUUGCAGAAGAUGCAGGAGGAAAUGAUUCUUGCAUUAAAGGGAAUUCUAGAAGAAUAUGUAAAAAUAACUAGUCUUGUGACAGAAGACAUAAUAAAUAUCCACAAAGAUGUCUUAAACUCCAUCGAGCAAAUCAACCCCAGUUCAGAGUACAACCACUUCAUUGAAAAUAAUAGGUCACAGCCAAUUAAGGAGGCAAGUAUUGAGUUCGAUGUUUUGUUGCUGGAGGACAUGGAAAACCUUCAAGUCAAUGAGAUUUUAUGGAACAGUUUAACAGCCGAGAGUUUACAGACAAUGCUGAAAGCAACAACUGAAGACUUGAUCCAAACUCAACAAACUAUCACCAGCAAGGAGGAAAUAAUGGUGGAACUGGAGAAAAAAAUUGAAGAAACUGCUGUGACAUAUGAAAAGAAAUCUGAUAUUGUAUUACUGCUGAGUCAAAAGCAGGCUUUGGAGGAGCUGAGGCAGAGUGUGCAACAGAUGAAGUGUUCUGAGGCUAAACUCUCUGCACAGAGGGAUCUGUUGGAUCAAAAGGUUAAAGAGAAUGAUGGGAAGGAGCCACCGCCAGUACUAGCCUAUGAAGAUGAUGCAAGAUCUAUUACAUCAAUGGACAAAGGAAAAGACAAGGUUUCAAAAUUCGACUCCAUUCGACACUCCAUUGCUGGAAUGAUAAGAUCACCAAAAAAUUAUUUGACUUCAUCUUUCUUUGACGUGAUGCCUACCAGUGAAAAACCAUUAGCAGAACAAGAUUGGUAUCAUGGAGCAAUUCCUCGAAUAGAAGCACAAGAGUUGUUGAAACAGCAAGGUGAUUUCCUGGUCCGAGAAAGCCACGGCAAACCUGGUGAAUACGUACUUUCUGUUUACUCAGAUGGACAGCGCAGACACUUUAUCAUCCAGUAUGCAGAUAAUCAGUAUCGAUUUGAAGGAACUGGAUUUCCAACAAUACCUCAGCUUAUGGAACAUCAUUAUUCUACAAAGCAAGUGAUCACAAAAAAAUCAGGAGUGGUGCUGUUGAAUCCUGUUGUUAAGGACAAAAAAUGGGUCCUCAAUCACGAAGAUGUGACACUUGGAGAAUUGCUUGGUAAAGGGAAUUUUGGUGAAGUUUUCAAGGGAACAUUGAAAGAUAAAACUCCAGUGGCUGUAAAAACGUGCAAAGAAGAUUUGCCACAAGAGCUGAAAAUUAAAUUUUUAUCAGAAGCAAGGAUACUCAAGCAGUACGAUCAUCCAAACAUUGUCAAACUGAUCGGAGUCUGUACCCAAAGGCAGCCAAUUUACAUUGUUAUGGAGCUAAUACCAGGUGGUGAUUUCCUUUCAUUUUUACGGAAGAAGAAAGAUGAAUUAAAGAUGAAGCAACUUGUGAAGAUGUCUUUGGAUGCUGCUGCUGGUAUGGCUUAUCUCGAAGGAAAGAACUGUAUUCACAGAGACCUUGCUGCCAGAAACUGUCUUGUAGGUGACAAUAAUGUUCUUAAAAUCAGUGAUUUUGGAAUGUCAAGACAGGAAGAUGAUGGAAUUUACUCAUCGUCCGGCUUGAAGCAAAUUCCAAUUAAAUGGACAGCUCCCGAGGCUCUAAACUAUGGGCGAUACAGUUCAGAGAGCGACGUGUGGAGUUAUGGGAUACUCUUGUGGGAGACAUUCAGCUUGGGAGUGUGUCCAUAUCCUGGAAUGACUAAUCAACAAGCACGAGAACAGGUUGAAAAAGGUUACAGGAUGUCAUCACCGCAGAAAUGUCCAGAGGAAAUAUAUGCCAUAAUGCUGAGGUGCUGGGAAUAUAAGCCAGAAAAUCGACCAAAUUUCAAUGAUGUGCACAAAGAACUCUUGUGCAUCAAGAAGAAGAUAACGUAGUAACACAAGGAGUAAAUGCUGACUGUAGGAAAUUGAGUAUUCAGUUAUUGUGAAACAUCAGGAGUCACACAAUACCAUCUUUGCUCUGAUAUAUUGUAAUUAAUGUGAUAUAUAUUUGUUAUAUUGCAGCAGCAUUUUUUUUGUUGAAACUUUUAAAUAUUUCUUACCUGUUUGUUCGAGGCCCAUAAGUAUUUGUAAGGUACAUCAAAGAGAAAAGGUUUCUCAAAGCAUUAAAAGACACAUUGCAAAAACACACACCUAGCUAAGAAGCAAAGUCCUCUGGUUGUCAUUUUCAUAAAUGUAAAUAGAGCACAUCAGAUUAUGGUAUGUUUACUUGGUGCUAUUGAAAUGCAAUAUAAGAUUUUGCGGCGCUUAUCCCAAAGCUGACUAUUGUAAAUUGCUGUUAUCAGACUCAAAAAUAUCUACUAUAGACGACCAGGAAAUAGGUUCCUGAGACAGUGAUUAUUUCCACGUAUUUUCAAGAAUACUCAGCUGGCGAGGUUGGUCAAAUAACACAAUAGAAAUAUCAACAAGACAUUUGUAUAAUUGUUUGUCUUAAUGAUCACUUAUCUGCACAAUUCUUCAGGUUGCUAUAUUGACGACAUCACAAUUAGGUUUCCAUGAUGUGCUUGAGAUUCCAAAGUACUGUACUGUACAGUGCAAGUACCUAUGCUUUUUUAAAAUGAAAAUACAUUAACACUUUUUUGUUGGUUUACUUCAGUUUUGAGAUCUAUGAUCUUAUUGAAUUCAAAAUGCACCUUGUUUGACUGCUAAAAUAUUUGAACAUUUUGCCAGCAGUACUAGGCAUUUGACCAAGCUUUAGCAAGAACGUAAUUGUUUUGCUGUCCAUACAUUGAUGCAAAUAAGUUAACCCUUUGAAUAUUAAAGUCUCCUACUUUCAGAUAAUCUGAAAUAAAUAUUUCCUCUAAUUUAUGAUAAAUUGCAAUAGGAUCAGAGAAGUGUGCCAAAUGCUGCUUCAUUUGUUAUUGCUCAGAAAUAACCCUCCAAAUUUGAAGCAUUGAUUUUAAUGAUAUAACUGCAAAACUCAAAAGAUCUUACAGAAGCUGAGUAGCUGGAUGUAUUUUAUCAUAAUUUAGAAAGGACCACUUCAUGUCAACAGUAUUUCAGAUUCAGUGAUGGCUUUUAUACCAAUUUUGGUUAAAUUGUAUAUAUCCUUUCAUUAUUAAGGGACUGAGGAUUCUGUUGUUUUAGCCUACACAUGAACUUCUAUAACUAGUGUUUGUUGCUGAUGUGCACAGACAUGUCCUGACAGAGUGCAAAAUCAAGUGGAGAGCACUUUGCAGAAUGUGUUUCAUCCUCUGGUUCAUUGCUGAGGCAAAGUUUUCAAUGUGAAAUAAUGUGGCAUCCACUUCUGACAUGAAAGUGAACAUUAGACAAUAACAAUAGGCCUUGAGAAAGGGCUUGUAUUAAAAUAUGCUGUUUCAAAGCUUAAUAUGUUUAGAUGUCUGAUGCAAUCUUAUGUUUGGUUCCAAUUUAUAUUUUCCAAGUCACACUGUCCAAGAGAACAUUUGAUUCAGAAAAUAUUGCUGUGGUAAAGGAUCACUGGCAUGACACUGAAUCAGUCUCAUUCAUUCACUAGAUUCACAGUUGGAUCCUGUAUGUUUCACUAGACAUGGAUUUGUAUGUAUGUUGGUCCAUAUCUGAAUCCACUUCUAAAAUUAUGAUUGAAGAUGAUUACAGCACAUUGAUUUGUAGCACUAUCUUUAUUAGGAAUGGAGGACUAAAAUCAUAUUGAAGUGCAGGAAGAAACAUGAAACAAAUUGAAAUACUGUACUGUGAAUCAUCAUUUUAAGGCAAUGUUUGCAGGAGUCCUAAGUCUUUAGGUUUAAUAUUUCCAUGGUUUUGUUUUUCAAAUUUGUUUACAAAGUGUGAACUGAUGUAUCUUUCAGUUUGUUUAAUAUGUUUGGUCAUUCUUGAUUUUUGACAAGUUUAGAACUUGCAGGAAAUGGUAUGAUUUACAGUACACUUAAAACUAAGCCCAUCUUGUAAACAACAGUACAAUAUAUAGGAAUUUUAUGGAUUCAGAUGUUAUGGUAGUACUAAUAGAAACUAAAUAAGCUGUGCUUCGUCUGUUUUAAGUACUUUGCACAGCAUGUAUUUUAUAACAUUAUUUAACAACAUUUCUAUUGACUUUAUUUGAAGUGUUGUAGCCAAUCCAUUGCAAGUGCUUUUAUUCCAAAAAACAGUCAAGUUUUUGUUUCUGCUCUAGUAUUUCCACAGACCGUAAUUAUUUAAUGCCUGCAUUUCACUGCUGCAAAGCAAAUUCAGUAUUACACACGGAGAAUAAAUGCAUGGCAAGUUCCACAGAAAAUGUUUCAGUGCAGUAAGAAUGUUAAAUACUUACAGGAAUGUUGGUAUUUUCAAACUGGUGAACUGGGUGUUGUAGCAGAGUUUCCGCUUUACCAGCAAAUUGUGCGAUCCUAUUACAAUUAUAUUUUUUGCAAACUGAGCAUUGUCACAGUAAAGUCAGUAAAUUUCUUGGGUUUGAAAUGUGGUUUUGUUGUGAAGACAAUUCCUGGUUGACCAUAAUUGCUGUAAUCAGGCUUCAAUUUUAUCAUGGAUAGUGUACUAUUAUGCCAUACUUCCAUUCUGAACUGAUGGGGAAGCAAAGUCUUAAAAUGUACAUUUAUUCCACAAUAACAGCCAAAUAGUCACUUUUGAAUUACAUGAAUGACAUAAUUUUAAAAAGUCACUAAUUUAACUGCUUUUGAAAUUUACAUUCUGAAUACCAUAAUAAGCCCAUCAUAGAAUUGAAUUGUGUACUUUGAACUUCAUGUGAGUUUUGUCGUAAUAAAACGCUGUUUCUGAACAUCCACAACAUUAGAAUUGUAAGCAAAAUGCAUAUUCUACAGUAGAUUUGUCUGACAAAAACUUUAGUCCUUUAAUAAAGAUUGUUCAAAUUAUAAUUGGAAAUAGUAAUAAAAACUGGAGAAUAAAGAUAUGGGAGACGACCUAGGUGUGCCAUACAUGUUUCAUUAUGUGUCACUGCUCAGAUGCUUGUAAUUCUUUUCAAUCUUUUGUUUGAGAGGUACAGGAACUUACUGCAGUGAUCUCUUGACAAAGCCACCUAAAGCUGAAGCCAAGCCAAAUUAAUGAACAGAAAUUUUCCAGUAUAUGUUGUCAGAAUGCUUUUAUGUGGCAUGAGUUUGAAUUGCACUUUUAUUCUGAUUAGUACAAAUCCACAUAUUUUAACAUCUAUGCUAUUGUGUUCAUUUUAACAAAAUUACAAAGAAUAGGCCCGCCCUUUCUCUUGAUGCAAGUGUGACCAUAUAUAAAAGCAGAGUGCUUUAGCUUUUUUAUUACAUCAGUGUUUCGUUGUAAAGAUUAAUCUCAACUAAUAUCCCAUUAUUCUCAGAUUUCAUGCCACCAUAAGACAAAUGAAAGUAAGUUUUCAAUUUUCUGAUCUGUGUCAUACAUAUUGCUUUUAUAUAAAAUAAAUGGUAGUUUUUCUACCAUGUAACUUAACAACCAGUAGCAAUGCGUGAAACAUCAAAUUGUGCUGUGAUUUUGAAAAGCUCCAGUAGUGUGCCAGAAUAAAGAUUGAAAUUUUGAUUUGUGUUAAUAUAUAAAAGUGCACCUUUUCUUUUUCCAAAGUUUAAGCUUCUGCUUUUAAAGAAAACAUUUUCAACACUGGAACUAAGUAAUUCUUUUAAAUGUCUUAAACUUUCUGUCAAAGGCUAAAAUAAUCUUUUAAAAGUAAAUGUUCACUUUAAAAUUAAAGUUUUACUUUUUAAGGAUGUAUAUAUAUUUCUGCCCCAAAACAACAAAAUGAAAAUCAGGCCGAAUUCUGAUGUAACCAUUGGGGGAACAAUGUUCAAAAUACCAUAGACAGAAAUACUUGUCUUUUGUAAUUUUUAACACAAUACUGUGUUGUAACAUUUAUUUAUUUUGUACUUUUUUACAUUGAAUUUACAGGGAUUUUGAAAUAACUUUGCCAGUUAUCGUUUUCUUUGUCUGCUGUGCCCUUGUGAAUUGCAGGCUUGUUUUAAACCGCUUCUGUGUUAUAUUGGACCAAAUACCACUAACAAGUCUGUUGUUGAUAUUUAUACUGUAAUCUCUAAUAAAUAAAUGGAUUGUCAGUA
This is a messenger RNA of Hemiscyllium ocellatum (epaulette shark), 6815 nucleotides long. It is a transcript of the gene fer, whose product is annotated as fer (fps/fes related) tyrosine kinase. Gene Ontology annotation, molecular function: non-membrane spanning protein tyrosine kinase activity; ATP binding. Gene Ontology annotation, biological process: cell adhesion; Fc-epsilon receptor signaling pathway; peptidyl-tyrosine phosphorylation. Bases 241 to 2712 code for a protein of 823 amino acids. The record is from RefSeq and is a predicted model, not a curated record. The transcript has 19 exons. Lineage: Eukaryota; Metazoa; Chordata; Chondrichthyes; Orectolobiformes; Hemiscylliidae.